UAUUAUUUAUAUUCGCCGGUCGCGGAGCGCCAAACCGGUCUUUGCAGUUGGGCGGCAGGUCGAGGCGGUUGGCUCCGGGCCAGGUUGGUUUCUCUCCAGAUCCUUCGCGGCGCUGUCCUUCUCCCGCCCUCAUGAUGUCCGGCCGAGGGAAAGCUGGCAGUAAGAUCCGGGCCAAGGCCAAAUCCCGCUCCUCCCGGGCUGGCUUGCAGUUUCCCGUGGGCCGGGUGCACCGCCUGCUGCGCAAGGGCAACUACGCGGAGCGGGUGGGCGCCGGCGCCCCCGUCUACUUGGCCGCGGUGCUGGAGUACCUGUCGGCCGAGAUCCUGGAGCUGGCGGGCAACGCAGCCCGGGACAACAAGAAGACGCGCAUCAUCCCCCGCCACCUGCAGUUGGCCAUCCGCAACGACGAGGAGCUCAACAAGCUGCUGGGCGGUGUGACCAUCGCGCAGGGCGGCGUCCUGCCCAACAUCCAGGCCGUGCUGCUGCCCAAGAAGAACCUGGGCUCCAAGAAGUCCCCGUCCGAAUGGACGGCCACGUCUCCAAAUUAGAUUCCACCUGCCAGGAUGUCAUCGCCUUCAGGGGAGCCAGAUGAGGCUACCUUCCUCCAGUAUGCUGAAUUUGACAAGAGGCACCUUCUCAUGCUAUCUUCCUGUGGUUGAUGUUUUGUCCUUCUUUUUGGUGGCCUGUGCCUUUUGAGAUGACCCUGUGAUUGUUGGAGACAAAUUGAUGUUCCUAAAAUCUGAUUAAACUGCUUCAACCAAU
Ornithorhynchus anatinus (platypus) is the source of this 762-nucleotide messenger RNA. Its product is annotated as late histone H2A.2.2-like. The record is from RefSeq and is a predicted model, not a curated record. NCBI's taxonomy places the organism in Eukaryota, Metazoa, Chordata, Mammalia, Monotremata, Ornithorhynchidae. Gene Ontology annotation, cellular component: nucleosome. Gene Ontology annotation, molecular function: protein heterodimerization activity; structural constituent of chromatin; DNA binding. Bases 132 to 548 code for a protein of 138 amino acids. The transcript is spliced from 3 exons.